AUGAGUACACCGGUAUUUAAACCUGUGACCCACGUCAUUUUUGAUUUGGAUGGAACUCUAUUAGAUACGGAGCAGAUUCAUAAAAAAACGUAUACGAAAAUCGCCAAUGAUUUUGGUAAAGAAUUUCCCGAUGAUUUACGUUUACAAAUCCUCGGAAAACAAGAAAUGGAUGUCGCUAAAUUGAUAAUCAGCACAUUGCAACUAAAUUUGACACCCGAAGAAUUAUUAGAAAAAGCUCGUAUAAUAGAAGAAAAUGAACUAAAAAACGUAAAACUUAUGAACGGAGUCGAAGAUCUGUUGAAUCAUCUCUGUCAGCACAAGAUACCCAUGGCGAUUGCAACGAGUAGUUCAGAGGACGGUUUCCGCAUGAAGACGAAUCAUCUAAAGAAUAUAUUCACCGUGUUUCACCACGUGGUCACUGGUUCUUCGGAUCCGGAAGUAAAAAAUGGCAAACCAGCACCAGACAUCUUCAAAAUAUGCGCUUCAAGGUUUCCGGGGAGCCCAGCAAACUGCAAGUGCAUGGUGUUCGAAGACUCGCCCAAUGGAGUGACUGCGGCUUUAGCGGCCGGCAUGCAAGUGGUUAUGGUACCCGAUCGCAUGUUGCCAAGAGAAUUUACUGCUAACGCUACAUGCGUUUUGGACUCCCUGGAAGAUUUCUGUCCGGAAAUGUUUUCUUUGCCACCACGUGAUUCCUCGGGUUCACGCUCUUCUUAA
Molecule: messenger RNA, 714 nt
Organism: Macrosiphum euphorbiae (potato aphid)
Lineage: Eukaryota; Metazoa; Arthropoda; Insecta; Hemiptera; Aphididae
Source: the annotation of a GenBank genome assembly